Messenger RNA from Dromaius novaehollandiae (emu), 2348 nucleotides. RefSeq names its product U2 small nuclear RNA auxiliary factor 2 (gene U2AF2). The transcript is spliced from 10 exons. Gene Ontology annotation, cellular component: nuclear speck; U2-type prespliceosome; U2AF complex. The coding region runs from base 845 to 1990 and encodes 381 amino acids. The record is from RefSeq and is a predicted model, not a curated record. NCBI's taxonomy places the organism in Eukaryota, Metazoa, Chordata, Aves, Casuariiformes, Dromaiidae. Gene Ontology annotation, biological process: mRNA processing. Gene Ontology annotation, molecular function: pre-mRNA 3'-splice site binding; poly-pyrimidine tract binding.
AAGGCUCGCGCGCCGGAAGUCGCCCCAGGCGGAAGCGGAAGCGAGGGAGCCUCGGCGAGGUCGCGGCUGGGAGCGGCCGAGCCGUGCCGAGCGCCGCUCCGGGAGGCUCGCGGUGGGCGCGGGAGGAGCAGCGCGGCCGGAGCGGUCGAGCGCGGUGGGGAGCGGCCGCUCCCGGGUAGCCGGUCCCGCCCGCCGCGGCGCGGAGCGGAGCGGGGCGAGCAGCGGGCGCGGCGGCCGGCGGCGGCGCCGCCCGGAAGUCGUCGAGGCCCCGCCCGGAAGUGACCGAGCAACGGGGCGGAAGGGGCCGAAGCGGUGGGGGGAGCCCGAAGGGAGCCGAGCGUCUUCCGGCGGCUUCCGAGAGGAGCCGAGCGCGGCCGGAAAGAGCCGAGCGCCGAGGGGUUAGAACUGAGCGCGGCCGGAAAGAGCCGACGCCGAGUGGAGAGAGCCGAGCGGGUAGAGCCGAGCGUAGCCGGAAAGAGUUGAGCGAAGGGAGCCGAGCGCCGAGCGGGCAGAGCCGAGCGUAGCCGGAAGUAGCCGAGCGCGGCCGGAAGGAGCCGAGCGCCGAGCGGGCAGAGCCGAACGCGGCCGGAAGGAGCCGAGCGCCGAGCGGGCAGAGCCGAACCCGGCCGGAAAUAGCCGAGUGCCGAGCGGGCAGAGCCGAGCGCGGCCGGAAAGAGCCGAGCGCGGCCGAAGGGAGCCGAGCGCGGCCGGAAGCUGCCGAGCGCGGGGCCGGAAGUGGCCGAGCGUUGCCGAGCGGGGGAAGGUGCCGCCGCGGCCUGCGCGGGGUCGGAGCCGCAGCCGCAGCCGGGAGCGGGGCCGAGGCGGGAGCGGGGCCGGCGCCGCCAUGUCCGACUUCGACGAGUUCGAGCGGCAGCUCAACGAGAACAAGCAAGAGCGUGACAAGGAGAACCGGCACCGGAAGCGCAGCCACAGCCGCUCGCGGAGCCGCGACCGGAAGCGCCGGAGCCGGAGCCGCGACCGGCGGAACAGAGACCAGCGCAGCGUCUCGCGGGACCGCCGGCGACGCAGGUCGCCCCUGAGCCUCUCCGGUCCCUUGAGCCGCUCGCCCCGGCACGAGAAGAAGAAGAAGAUCCGCAAGUACUGGGACGUGCCGCCGCCGGGCUUCGAGCACAUCACGCCCAUGCAGUACAAAGCCAUGCAAGCCGCCGGGCAGAUCCCCGCCACGGCGCUGCUGCCCACCAUGACGCCGGACGGGCUGGCGGUGACGCCCACGCCGGUGCCGGUGGUCGGCAGCCAGAUGACGCGGCAGGCGCGGCGCCUCUACGUGGGCAACAUCCCCUUCGGCAUCACCGAGGAGGCCAUGAUGGACUUCUUCAACGCCCAGAUGCGCCUCGGCGGCCUCACCCAGGCGCCCGGCAACCCCGUGCUGGCCGUGCAGAUCAACCAGGACAAGAACUUCGCCUUCCUGGAGUUCCGCUCCGUGGACGAGACCACCCAGGCCAUGGCCUUCGACGGCAUCAUCUUCCAAGGGCAGUCGCUGAAGAUCCGCCGGCCCCACGACUACCAGCCGCUGCCCGGCAUGUCGGAGAACCCCUCCGUCUACGUGCCCGGCGUGGUGUCCACGGUGGUGCCGGACUCGGCGCACAAGCUCUUCAUCGGGGGGCUGCCCAACUACCUGAACGACGACCAGGUGAAGGAGCUGCUGACCUCCUUCGGGCCACUCAAGGCCUUCAACCUGGUGAAGGACAGCGCCACGGGGCUCUCCAAGGGCUACGCCUUCUGCGAGUACGUCGACAUCAACGUCACCGACCAGGUGAGGCCCCCCCGGGCCCCCCCGGGGCUCCCCGCCGCCCCCCCGCCCCGCUUCGCGCUUCUCCUUCGAUUUUGGGGCUUUAUCUUCGUGGAGUUCACCUCGGUCUUCGACUGCCAGAAGGCCAUGCAGGGCCUGACGGGCCGCAAAUUCGCCAACAGAGUCGUCGUCACCAAGUACUGCGACCCCGACUCCUACCACCGCCGCGACUUCUGGUAGCCGCCGGGCGGGGGGCGCGGCGGGGGGGGGGGGGGGGCGCCGGGGGGGGCCGCCCCCGCCCCCGCUCGCCCUUUUUACGUUCUCCCCCCCCCUCCCGGUUCCGGUUCCGUUUCCGUUUCUCCUCCUCCCGCUCGGUUUCACCGCGCGCCCCCCCCCCGUGCCCCCCCACCCCGCCCCGCUCCAGCGCUGGUUUCUCACGUAGUCGCGGUCGCCUCCGUCGCCCCCCCUGCCCCCCCCCCGUCUCUCUGUGGCGUUUCGUAGCGGCGAAGACGAGCCCCCCCCGGCCCCCCCCCCCGCGGUGGGACGGCGGCGGAGGUGCCCCCCCCCGCCCCCCCUAAUUAAACGAUUUUUCCAAUUC